CCCAACACCCGCUGUAACACACACUGGUCGAUUUACACUGAUGGAGCCCGGGUCAGCAUGUUGUCCAGGCCUGCUGGUUGCAAAUGACUGGGAACUGUACGGAGACUGGGAUGUGUGGUCGCAAUCUAUAGCAUUUUUUAUAUAGGAACAGUGUCUGUUGUAUUGCAAUGUACGUGUUGUGUAGAUUUAGAUGAAACAUUAAUUGACAGCAAGUUGUUAGUGGAGAAAAGACGAUAUACAUUACAAUUUACAUGCAGAUUAAUGGGAGUGAAGCCUGUUCAAGGAUCUUCCAGCAGCCUGCUAACGUGGAGGCUUUACAUUGACCUCUUGACCUUUCUUAAACUCUUGUGUUCCUGCUUAUGUCCCCCAGGCUGGGUAUGUCGGAUGAGGAUUCCCGUACCAGCACCGGCUCUUCCUCCUCGGCGUCCUCAACUCAUCAGCAUCAGGAGGAGGACGUGACCCCCCCGAAGAAACGAGAAAGCAAAGCCAUCAUGAGCAAGUCCUCCAAGCUCAUCUCCACUAGUGCUAAAAGAAUUCAGAAGGAGCUGGCGGACAUCACACUGGAUCCACCACCAAACUGCAGCGCCGGACCUAAAGGAGACAACAUCUAUGAGUGGAGGUCGACCAUCCUGGGCCCUCCAGGCUCCGUGUACGAGGGAGGAGUGUUUUUCCUGGACAUCGCCUUCACACCAGACUACCCCUUCAAACCCCCCAAGGUGACGUUCCGCACCAGGAUCUACCACUGUAACAUCAACAGUCAGGGGGUGAUCUGUCUGGACAUCCUGAAGGACAACUGGAGUCCUGCCCUCACCAUCGCCAAGGUCCUGCUGUCCAUCUGCUCCCUGCUCACUGACUGCAACCCUGCCGAUCCCCUGGUUGCCAGCAUCGCCACACAGUACACAACCAACAGACCUGAACAUGACAGAAUAGCCAAACAGUGGACCAAACGCUACGCCACAUAAUCACCAGAGGGGCUGCUGCUGCUCGGGGGGGCGGGGAUGAUUUUUAUCUCAGAAUUUAAGUCUUAACUCUUAAGAUAACUUUUGUUGUUGUCAUUUAUUUUAUUAUAACUAUAAUCAAAUUUGGCAAUAAUGCGUUUAAUGUUUUCUCUUGUUUUGUUUUUUUUAGCUUGAGCUUGAAGGAUGAAUGUAAAUACUAAAUGUAAUGUAAAAACUGUUUGAUGAAACUUGUCACAGCAUGAUCCCCGAAAGUCAAUAUAAAUUCUCACAUGCAUUAAAGGUUCUUGUUGAAGUUUG
Molecule: messenger RNA, 1256 nt
Organism: Limanda limanda (common dab)
Lineage: Eukaryota; Metazoa; Chordata; Actinopteri; Pleuronectiformes; Pleuronectidae
Gene: ube2e1
Product: ubiquitin-conjugating enzyme E2E 1
Exons: 5
Coding region: 360-962 (200 amino acids)
Biological process (GO): protein polyubiquitination
Cellular component (GO): nucleus
Molecular function (GO): ubiquitin conjugating enzyme activity
Source: RefSeq, a predicted model, not a curated record